AUUAGAGUGUAAAAACGUUACGCUCCCACGCAAAUACAACGGCGUCGAGCCACAGAAAUCCUUUCGCAGGAUACAACCAAAAUAUUACAUAUACAUUUACACACAAGCACACUUAUAUACAUGUACACACACAAGCACAGACACACUCAAACGCAUAAGUGAACGCAGACACAAACGCGGGUAUAUGAAUAAGCAACUUUUUCACGCAAAUGGAAAAGCAAAACUAAACAAAAAUAAGUAAUAAGUAGCAAGAGAGAAGAAAUAAAAUAAAAUAAAAUACGUAAAUUGCUGCAAUUAUGUGUGAAAAGUAUGAGAAGUGUUGAACGAAUUUCCAUAGCGAUAUAUAAAGUUAUGGACGAGUGGUCGUGGUCUGCAAUGUGAAAGUCACCGACCAACAAAUGUGUGUGUAAAUACCACCAAAGUCGCUGAACAAGAAAGCUGAAGGAGCAGAAAUCAACGAGGACAACGGCGGCGACGGCGACGACGCCGACAACGACGACUACAUCGAGGACGAAGAAAGACGUCAACGAGGACGCGGCCAGGCCAAAAGCAUCAUUGGAACAUCGACCGCUCGGCCAGCAGUAGCCGCAGUCGCAUGCUCGCCUCAUGUCUGGAAACUGGCUUGUGGCCAAAGUCGUGUGAAAGGGCCGGUGAUCGAGAGCAGAAACAACAACAUCAGAGCCUACACUGAAACGUUGAAAAUCAUCAGAAAGAGAGCUAAAAACAACAGGACCACAAACGAGGCUGCAGGCAACACGUUUGUGCUGCGAAUUAUCCAUUCGACCCAUUGCACCCAUCACCUUUUUGGGCUGGCUAAAAAUGUGGACUACAAAGCAUCUUCAUCAUCAGCAUCGGCAUCAUCAGUAUCAUCAGCAUCAGAACCUCCAUCAGCAUCAGCACCGAUGGCUGCCUGCACUCACAUUUCUGGCCCUAUUGUUGGCAAUAGCCAGCAGCGCCGACACGGACAUCAACAUGGAGGCUGCCUUUCAAGGCCAUUGCGGGCACACCAGUCCUUGCGAGCAGCUCUGCUACGAGAUCCACGAUGGAAUGUACGAGUGCGAUUGCAUCGAAGGCUAUGAACUCAAUAAGAACGGUUACAGCUGUCAAGUUAUCAAUUCGACGAGCAGCGGCAACGAGGCCCAUGGCAAAUCCGAUGAGGAUGUUCUAUAUCAGAAGGGGGCCUCGUUCAGCGCCAAGUUGGCUAAUGAUAAUGAGCGUGAGCGCGAUAACAAAUUGUUGUCUGGCAUUUAUGCCACAGAUGCGGCAAAGGAGCGCAAAGCGGCUGCCUCCAUGGCGGCGAUGAAUGAGCGUGUGUCCAUUGAUAGUUACGAUUAUGCGGAUGAUAGUGCUGGCCAGGAGCAGCAGCAACAACAGCAACAGCAACAGCAACAAAAAGUCAAUUCAAAUGAUUAUUACAUAUCAGCAGAGAGCAUUAAUUUCAAUGCAGACGAUGAGGCUCUAGAGCUGGAGCGAGAACAGGAGCAGGAGCAGGCGCAGUACCAGGAGCAGGAGCAGGAGCAGGAGCAGGACAAUAGCAGCAGCAUGCAACAUGUACCUGACUUCAAAAUUGUGGCUGCUGCAAUACCAACAACAACAAGCAGCAGCAGCAGCAGCACAACAACCACAACGACGACAACAACAACCACAAUACUGCCCACAGUAAAAGGCACACAAAAGGCAGCAGGAUAUAGACGUAAGAAUAACAUCGAGUCCGAUGUCAAUGCCGAUCCUGAUGUAGACGCCGAAUAUGCCGACGUCGACGAUUACUAUACCUACAAGGCAGAUAUGUCCAUCUAUGACGACGUCAAUAAUAAUCAAUUAAAUUUAAGGCGUAACAGCAAAACGCAUACAUAUCAGCAGACAAGCAAUACUAACAACAAAAACAGCAACAGCAACAACAACAACAACAAUGAUAAUAAUAACAACAAUUUGCAUAUCGCAACAUCAGUCCAAGCAAAAAACAUAUCAGCGAAUAAUUAUCAAGACGCACAAACAACGACCAGCAACGAUGACGUCACUGGCGGCAUCAGCACCAGCUCGAUGCCGUGCAAUCUGGACUGCGGCCCCGAAGGGAUCUGUGCCUUGGAGCAGAGCACAUCGCAGCGCUGUCUGUGUCCUUUCGGCAAGGAGGGCAUUGGCUGCAGCGAAGAUAUGAAGGCACACGUGCCACGCUUCGCCAAACACUCCUGGUUGGCUUUUGCCGCCCUGCAUGGCGCCUACAAGCAUGUACAGCUACGGUUGGAAUUUCGGCCCGAAUCGUUUGACGGCAUAAUUUUGUUGAGCGGCGAACGUGACGACCUCACUGGCGACUUUAUGGCCCUGCUGUUGAACAAAGGAUUCGUAGAGUUCUGGUUCGACUGUGGCUCUGGGGUGGGCAGUGUCCGUUCACGUGAGACCAUAAUGCUCAAUGAAUGGAACUCGGUUAUUGUCUAUCGACAUCGCUGGGAUGCCUGGCUGGUAUUGAAUCAUGGCACGAAGGUGCAGGGACGUUCGAACGGCCUAUUUUCGCGCAUUACCUUCCGCGAGCCCGUCUUCUUGGGUGGCGUGGGUAAUAUAACCGGGCUAGCCAAAAGAUUGCCACUCAGCGAGGGCUUUGCCGGCUGCAUUCGUCGUUUUGUGGCCAACGAGCACGACUAUAAAUUCACGGAGCAUCCAUUGGGCGAUGUAAUCAAAGGUUUCGACAUACAGGACUGCUCUAUGGACAAGUGUGUGCGCUAUCCUUGCCAGCACGGUGGCAAGUGUUUGCCUUCAGAUCAGGGCGCCGUCUGUUUAUGUCCCAUUGGCUUUGUCGGCGAUCUAUGUGAGAUACGAAUGGAUCUUCAGGUGCCAGCCUUCAAUGGCUCGUCCUUUUUGCGUUAUGCACCGCUGGGCGACAGCGCCCUUAUCUGGCUGGAGUUGCAGGUGAUCCUAAAGCCGGAGCAAGCAGAUGGUCUGAUACUAUACUCGGGUCCAGAGCAACGCGGUGAUUUUAUUGCCUUGUAUUUGCACAAUGGCUUCGUAGAGUUUGCCUUCGACUUGGGCAGUGGGCCAGCGGUUGUGCGCAGCGAAUAUGCGCUUACCAUGGGUCAGUGGCACAACAUAAAGAUAUCUCGCACGGCGCGUCUGGCAGUUCUCAAGAUUGAUCAGCAUCAGGAGGUCAUGACCAUAUCCACGAAUGGCUUUUGGCAUCUGUCGCUUGGGCACAAUCUCUUUGUGGGUGGCGUCAAUCAUGUGGACAAGUUGCCGCUGGACUUGAAGUACAAGCCGUUCUUUGUAGGCUGCAUACAGCGGAUUGACAUCAAUGGUCGGUCUUUGGGCAUUGUGGCCGAGGCGCUGGGCGGCAGCAACAUCGGAAACUGUCCGCACGCAUGUGUGGCACGUCCGUGCGGGCCGCUGGCGGAGUGUGUGCCACAAAUGGAGAGCUAUGAGUGUCGCUGCAGCAUAUACAACGAGCGCUGCAAUAAGGCCGCUGAAGUGCCCCCCGAGGAGUUGCCGGCGUUGCACAAGGCCCCAAACAAUGGCCAUGUCCUGUCCGACAAUGUCGAGAACGAAGACAAAGCACUCGAAUUCAAACACAAUGGAGCUGCGACGACAGAACAAACGAAAAGGAAGAAAUUGGUGGCGCACAAGAAGCAGUCAAAGAAACGCAAGAAUUCUCAUAAACCAACACCUGUUAUUUGGAAUCAAACUAGAACUCCUUCCCCAACAACAACAACUUCUACCACUACAACGACAGCUGGCGCUCUAAGCAAUGAGGAAAUUGAGGAUGAUAUCAUUUUCCGUUUCGUACAAGAGAAUUCAGGCAUGCAAAUGCAAAGAAAGCCAACCAGUACACCGCAACAAAGUACAGACAGCAACAGCAACAACAACAACGACAACAAUAAUAAUAACAACAACAAAAAUAGCAACAAAAAAAGACGACAGUCGAAGCAACACCAUCAACACCACAAUCACAAACAACAUGUGAGCAAGCAUGAGCAUCACCAGAAGCCGAACGCCGCCUUCGCCCACAAACUAAGUCGUCUGCCCACCCACUACGAAAGUUUCCAGACAAAUCCGGAUAGCGAUAUACUCACAUUCGACGACAACAACGAUUGGGUCGCCAGCCUGCAGCAGCAGGAGUACGCAGAUGCGAUGGCAACCAGUCAAGGGGUCGCCACAGCAGUCGAAAGCUCUCGAACGGACUCAGACGAAGCAGAUACCUUUGUCUUCGAUGAGACACUGUUCGAUGCCUCCGACGGCACCGAGGAGUACCAACGCAAGCAACUGGCACAGGACAUGAAGCGCAUUAUGUCUAACACACACGAAUCGCAUUCGCACGAAAGGACCGCCAUUGAGCCGGAUUACAACUAUAGCGACAACAAUGGAGCAGAGCUGGGCAGUGAGCACAAAGCCGAGGACAAAGGCUAUGAGGACGUUGAUGUUGACAAUGAUGCUGAUGGCAAUGAUGAUGAUGACGACGAUGACGAUGAUGAUGAUGAUGAUGAAUUGCUCACACCUAUGCACAAGUUGCCAGAGCCGCCUACGACAUUGCCGGGAGUCGUGCGUCUGCCCGCCACCACGCCCCAGACCCACACAGACUGGAGUCUGCUGAAGAAAUUUGAUUUGUCCGCCGAGCAUCAGUCGCAGGUUGCAGGCGUGCGUAAGAAUUUUGGCGCCUGCUUUGCCGGAGCUGAUAGCUAUUUCCAUUAUAACGAUGCCGACACCAUGAGUCAAAUCAUCAGCUACAACAUCGAUUUGAAUUUGCGCAUCAAGACGCAUUCGCAGAAUGGCGUUAUUCUGUGGACGGGCCGGCAGGGCACAACGGAACAGGACGAUGACUACCUGUCCUUGGGCAUUGAGGAGGGCUAUCUGCAUUUCCGCUACGACUUGGGAUCUGGGGAGGUGGAUAUUCGCUUCAAUGGCACCAAGGUCAGCGAUGGGCUAUGGCAUCGGGUGCGAGCGAUUAGAAAUUCGCAGGAGGGCUAUCUGGAGGUAGAUGGCAGAAAAACGUCCACACAACGCACGCCUGGCAAGCUGCGCCAACUAAACACCGAUACCGGUCUAUAUGUUGGUGGCAUGCCGGACGUCGCCUAUUUUACACACCAGCAAUAUUUCAGCGGUAUUAUUGGCUGCAUAUCCGAAAUAGUUCUGGCUGGAGAGAUGAAGCUUAACUUCGAUCCCAAUACGUUGGGAACAGCACACAAUGUGGAGACAGGCCUACUAUGAAACGCUGCACUUACGCCUCAAGACUUUUGAUAUCGAAUAGUUUAAAUGUUAUGUUUAAUUAUACAAUGUCUUUUCGUUUGUUUUUGUACAAAGACGCUUUUAACAUGAGAGAGAAUUUUUUUACACAAAUGACGAAAAACGAAACUAAAUCUAGAGCAUAAAAACCCAAAAAAAAAAACAUACUACAUAUUAUAUACAACAUAUUUGAUUAUAUACAAAUGCAUACAUACAUAGAUAUAUAUUUAAAAACACAAAUAUAUAUUAAAAGGGAAAAACGAAAAACAUAACAAAAGGCAUGCUUCAAAUAGAGCCUGUGACUGUCAAUACUUCAGAAUGGAAUAGUUUAUAUAUGUAACUUUAGCAAAGAUUUAUAUAGCAACAACCACAACAACAACAACAUAAACGAAAUGCGAGAAAAAUUUUAAGAAAAGUAUGAAAGUGUGUGCACAUUAAUUAAUUAUUUGUAGAGCAUUUGAAGGCCACCUAAUCUUGAGCGCUUUAUUUGAAUGAACAUUACGCUUUACGUACAGAGCUGCCAGUACUAUUUAUGUGACUUACACACACACUCACACCUUUGCUACAAAUACACACACACACACACACACACACACAUACUCACACGAAAUGCAAACACACUUUCGUUUUCGCAUUGCUGUACCUUGAACUACAUACUAUCUCUACUAUUUGGCACUUCGUGGAAGAUCUGCAUUGAACAAAGAAGAAGAGUAAACAUAUGUAUUAAACGGUAAGUUAAUAAAUGUGUAGCGUAUAAUACAUAGCUUGUAAGUUUGGCGCACGCAAAAACGCAUGCCUGCUGCCUAUAUAAACUUUUACAUAUACUAUUAAGCGAACAGAAUUAUUACCAAAACAAAAAUAAAAAACUCAACAGUAAAAGGAACAUACGUAAACAAUACUACACACUAACACAUACAAAUACACAGAACACAAGCUGAACCAGAGUUAUAAUACGAGUAUGUGUGAGCGAUUUUUAACAAUUUAUACUACAUGGAAAAACUAGCUAAAAAUGAAAGCAAUUAACAAUCCCAUAGCGAAAUUUUUAAAGCUAACAAACUUAAUGAAACAACACUUAUUUGAAUAGCCUGUUGAAACAAUU
This is a messenger RNA of Scaptodrosophila lebanonensis, 6301 nucleotides long. RefSeq names its product pikachurin. The record is from RefSeq and is a predicted model, not a curated record. Lineage: Eukaryota; Metazoa; Arthropoda; Insecta; Diptera; Drosophilidae. Bases 820 to 5187 code for a protein of 1455 amino acids. Gene Ontology annotation, molecular function: calcium ion binding. The transcript is spliced from 16 exons.